AUGAGCAAUUCUCCUUACGACGCCAAGAUCAAGUCUGUGGAGGCCUUGGACCAGGGCAAGUGGAUUCAGACCAGGAAGAUCAAUUGGAUUGAUCCUGCUGGAAAGGAGAGAGUUUGGGAGAUGGCUGUCAGAACAACGAGAACAGAAACCACUGGUUUGGACGCCGUCUCGAUUUUCGCCUUGCUCAAGAAAAAGGGCAACCCUAGUGAUCUCGUUCUUGUCAAGCAAUUCAGACCACCAUGCGAGAAAGUGGUCAUUGAGAUGCCUGCUGGCCUUAUUGAUCCUAAUGAGUCUGUGGAGUCUACUGCUGAGAGAGAAUUGAUUGAAGAGACUGGCUACCACGGCAAGACAAGAAGCAGUUCUCACGAUAGUAUCACUUUGUUCAGUGAUCCAGGCCUUACCAACGCCAACAUGGCUUUGGUGACCGUGGAUGUGGAUAUGGAGGACCCACGUAACCAGAAUCCCAAAGCACAGACCGAGGAUGGAGAGUUUAUUGAUGUUUUCACGUUGCCAAUUGACAAUCUCUUGAAGGGGCUUGAGGAGGUGUGCCAGAAGGAAGGAUGCGUCGUCGAUGCCAGGUUAUACCACUUUGCCGCUGGUCUUGAUGUUGCCAAGAGGGCGUUCCAGUGA
Candidozyma duobushaemuli is the source of this 630-nucleotide messenger RNA. RefSeq names its product ADP-ribose diphosphatase (gene YSA1). NCBI's taxonomy places the organism in Eukaryota, Fungi, Ascomycota, Pichiomycetes, Serinales, Metschnikowiaceae. Gene Ontology annotation, cellular component: nucleus. Gene Ontology annotation, biological process: nucleoside phosphate metabolic process; ribose phosphate metabolic process. The record is from RefSeq and is a predicted model, not a curated record. Gene Ontology annotation, molecular function: ADP-ribose diphosphatase activity. The transcript has a single exon. Bases 1 to 630 code for a protein of 209 amino acids.